GGAGCGACCUCAAGGCGUGAAGUGACAGCCGCCGCGCGAUCAAGGGCCGCGACUAUGGGUCUGUUCUCCGAGCUGAAGAUGGCUGUGCCCUGGGGCCACAUCGCCGCCAAAGCCUGGGGCUCCCAGAAGGGCUCCCCGGUUCUCUGCCUGCACGGCUGGCUGGACAAUGCCAACUCCUUCGACAGACUCAUCCCUCUCCUCCCAAGAGACUUUUACUACGUGGCCAUGGACUUCGGGGGCCACGGGCUCUCAUCCCAUUACAGCCCAGGGCUUCCCUAUCACUAUCAAAACUUCGUGGGUGAGAUCCGCAGAGUCUCGGCAGCCUUGAAAUGGGAUCGCUUUUCCAUCAUGGGCCACAGUUUUGGUGGCACUGUGGGCGGAAUGUUUGCCUGUAUGUUCCCCGAGAUGGUGGAUAAACUUAUCUUGCUGGACUCAUCCCCUUUUGCACUGGACUCUAAUGAACUGGAGAACCUGCUGACCUACAAGCGGAAGGGGCUGGAACACACGCUGCUGCUGGAGCAGGCCGCCAAGGGGCCCUCACGCGUGCUCAGCCCGGAGGAGAUGCUGCAGAGGUUCCUGAAAAACAGACAUGUGGGCGAGGAGUGCGGGAAGCUGCUGCUGCAGCGGGGAGCCACCCAGGUGCCCACAGGCCUGGUGCUGAGGAGAGACCGGAGGAUCGCCGUGCCAGAGCACACCUUCGAUUUCAUCAGCAAGGAGCUGUGUGUGCAGGCCAUCAAGAAGCUGCAGGCCCACGUCCUGCUCGUCAAAGCAACUGAAGGAUUUUUUCACGUGAGGAGAGAGUAUGAAGCUGACAACGGGCCCCUGCUUUUCAUGACUGACACGCUGAAAUCCGCCCUAGGAGAGCGGUUCCAGUAUGUGGAGGUUCCAGGCAACCACUACGUCCACAUGAACCAACCCGACCACGUGGCCGGUGUCGUCGGCUCCUUCUUACAGAGCGGGACCAGGAUCCCAGCCCGGCUGUAGCC
Messenger RNA from Eptesicus fuscus (big brown bat), 986 nucleotides. RefSeq names its product serine hydrolase-like protein. NCBI's taxonomy places the organism in Eukaryota, Metazoa, Chordata, Mammalia, Chiroptera, Vespertilionidae. The coding region runs from base 55 to 984 and encodes 309 amino acids. The record is from RefSeq and is a predicted model, not a curated record. The transcript is spliced from 12 exons.